CGACCGAGCUGAAGAAAUUGGAGCUCGUUGGGACUGUGGGCACUGAUGUCGAGUUCGGCACCGUCGAAAAUGAGCGCAUGCCAGAAUCCCUUCGCAACCUCAGCAAGGAUGAGAUUACAACUCUCAACCAAAAGCUGGUCCGCAAGGUUGACCUCAUCGUCCUGCCGAUCAUUGGCAUCCUCUACAUCUUGAACUAUAUCGACCGUCAGAACCUGGCUGCAGCAAAGUUGCAGGGCAUCAUGGAAGAUCUCGACAUGACGACCCAGCAGUUCGCAACCGCGAUCUCGAUCCUCUUCGUCGGCUACCUUCCCUUCCAGAUUCCGAGUAACUUGAUCAUCACAAAGAUCUCAAGGCCUGGUCUUUACAUUUGUGUCGCUGUGGUUAUCUGGGGUACAAUAUCCGCUGCAACAGCGGCCGUGAAGACUUAUGGCCAGUUGUUAGCAGUGCGUGCUAUUCUAGGAGCCGCGGAAGCUGUGUUCUUCCCUGGCGCAAUCUAUUACUUAUCGGCAUGGUACAACAAGACUGAGCUCGGAAAGCGCAUCGCUGCAUUGUACAUUGCGCAACAGUUUGGUAACGCAUUCGGUGGCCUCUUCGCUGCUGGCGUCUUUAAGCUCGAUGGAAGUCAUGGCAUCCGUGCGUGGCAGUGGCUGUUCAUCAUCGAAGGCUCUGCCACGGUUGGCAUCGGUGCGGUCUGCGCCUUCUUGAUGCCGGAAUUUCCCCACAACAGCAAGAUCCUCUCUCCAAUACAGCGCGACCUUGCCGUUUGGCGUAUCGAAUCCGAGUCGGGUGCAGCGGAGGGCAGCACAAAAACAGAAGAUGAAAGCGUGCUGAAGGGGUUCAAGAUGGCCAUUACGGAUCCCAAGCUGCUGCUCCUCAUCUUCUGCAACCUUCUCUCCCAAGCGCAGGGAUCCAUCGCCAACUACUUCCCUACACUCGUAGCGUCACUCGGAUAUAAGGGCACCACCAGUCUUCUUCUGACUGCACCACCAUAUAUCCUUGCGGGCAUCGUGUACUACUGGCUCAUGUGGUACUCUGACCGCAAGAACACCGCAUACCCUCUCAUCCUUGCGUGUAUCGUCACUACAUGUGGAAUGUAUGUCAUUCCAAUGGCGACACUGAAUGUGGGCGCGAGGUACUUCUCGAUGAUGAUCCUUCCUUUCGCCUCAGUCGGACCACAGCUCGUGCUGUACAAGACGAUCAACUUGCACCUUGCACGACCAACGGCCAAACGUGCAGCAGCAUCUGCUUUGGUGAACGCCAUUGGUGGCACGUCCAAUAUCUGGGCUUCUUACCUCUACUAUGCACCACCGCAGUUCUAUGCGGCUUUCGGCACUCUGAUGGGCUGUGCAUUCACUUUCGCAGCCACCAUCACCUUUUACAGAUGGUUCGUCCGUCGUGAGAACAAGCGCUUGGAUUCAGGUGACCCAGAUCAGAUUGCGAAGGUUAUCAAGGGUGGCGUAACGGAGGAGAUGGUCCAGCUCGACUGGCGGUACGAGAUGUACUGAUCAACCUUCGAUGGGAUAGAUCAUCGUAGUAAGGCAAGCUUUCGCAUCGAGGAGGAAGCCGCGUACAACCGAUCGUGUUCAAUAGCUACUACGUAUCUUAGAAGCCUUCAGUAGAACCCAGACCAUGAUCUCGCAAGUGGCGUUGUCGUAGUCCCAACUUCCGUUUUAUUUCCAGUGUUUGACUGUGAGGCGUGAAAAGAGGAACACUAGGAUGUUGUGGCUUGGUGUUG
Messenger RNA from Macroventuria anomochaeta, 1735 nucleotides. Its product is annotated as MFS general substrate transporter. The record is from RefSeq and is a predicted model, not a curated record. Lineage: Eukaryota; Fungi; Ascomycota; Dothideomycetes; Pleosporales; Didymellaceae. The coding region runs from base 78 to 1505 and encodes 475 amino acids. Gene Ontology annotation, biological process: transmembrane transport. Gene Ontology annotation, molecular function: transmembrane transporter activity. Gene Ontology annotation, cellular component: membrane. The transcript has 3 exons.